This is a messenger RNA of Cuscuta campestris, 4636 nucleotides long. The record is from the annotation of a GenBank genome assembly. NCBI's taxonomy places the organism in Eukaryota, Viridiplantae, Streptophyta, Magnoliopsida, Solanales, Convolvulaceae.
CUCAUUCGAAUCAUCUCUUCUCAAAUAUUCAUCAUAUUUCUUCAAUUUCUUGCUAUUUUUUGGUCACAAAUCUUGCAAAUCUUCUCUCCAUUUGAUUACAUGGCAGGAGGUCAACGAAAGAGAUCCCACACCAGCAAGAACGUGGCUUCUUCCUCGACUCCUCCACCAUCGACACACAAGUACCUCAACGGGUCGUUCCUUUGGUUCAACGACCGCACAGAGGCUACGAGGUUCUCGGAGAAGUUUGAGCACCGGGAGAUUCUUCCUCCCCGGUUCUCCACCGGCCGAUUCAUUCACAGCGCCAUCCCUCGCGAGGCACGGGUUAUCCACGAGCGUGGACGCUUCCUCGACCUCCUCUACAUCAAGAAGAAUGACUACCACCCUUUUCUUGUUCGAGCCUUCUUCUCGAACUUGAAAAAGGAUGAGGACGGUUCGUUGAUUUCCAACAUCAACAGGGUGGAGAUCUAUUUGAAUGAGGAGAACAUUCAAAUUCUCACCGGGCUUCGUCGGGACGGACAGGAUCUUGGCCUCUAUGUGGGAGAAGAGUGCGCGGUUCAACGAAACCACCCAUUUGGAGCUAGUUAUGAUGAUUGGAAGAUCAUGAUGGAAGCACAUCUUUACGCUCUACAUGACUGCAUGUGGAUGGUGCUUGAGGAUGGACCCCUGAAAAUCCAAAUGGAGAAUCCUAAGAGGAAUCCAGAAACUCCAGAUGUAGUCCGGUACAUUCCAAAGCCCAAGGAAAAAUGGGAUGAUAGAGAUUGCAAAAAGCACAAUCUGGACAACGUCGCCAAAGCAGCCAUCUUCAAGACACUUGAUCCCAUCACCUUCUCCAAAAUCAAGCAUCUCAAGACUGCCAUGGAGAUAUGGCAAGGUCUUGGGAAGCUGUGUGAGGGAUCAGAAGACCUGAGAAAGCAGAAGAUAGAAGUCCUGCUUGAGAAGUUCAAAAGCUUCAAAAUGCUUCCCGGAGAAUCGUUUGAUAUGUUGGAUGAAAGAUUCCACAAAAUCCUGAACGAUCUUGCCUCACUUAACCACGUUCUUUCUCCCAAAGAAAAGAAUGUAAGGUUACUGAGAUCACUUCCAACCGAGUGGUAUACCAAAGCCACAACCAUGGAAGAAGGAAGAAACCUGGAAAACUACACUGUCCAAGGUCUCCUUGAUGAGCUCAGAACCUAUGAGCACGAGCUGAAGAAGAAGAAGGAAGAACAAGUCACUCCCUUCCCCACGGCACUGAUGACAACUCCAAAAGUCCCAUCAAGUGAAGGGAGAUGCCCAAGGAACUGUGACAUACCCUCCUCCAGCCAGCCGUCAAGCUCAAAAAUGGAGAACUACGAUGAGGAAUUCGCCAUGAUGGUCAAGCAAUUCCGGAAGUUCAAGAAGUUCUUCAAGAAGGCUGACUCAGUCAGAAGGCCAUCCAAGGGAAAGCCACAGGUAAGUGACUCCCCUCCUGAAUCUUAUCUGUGUUAUAACUGCAGGAAGCCUGGCCACUGGAAGUCAGCAUGCCCGUACCCAAAGGUGGAGAAGUACGGAGAAAGAGAAAGGAACGAGAAGAAAAAGAAGGCAAUGGUUGCUGCUGAAAGUGACGAGUCAUCCAGCUCAAGCUCAGAUGAAGAAGCUCUCGUCUGCAUGGAGCGCAGAGUUGAGAAGUCCAACCAUGAGGAUAGAUGGACUAUGUCAGAAGAUGACACUCUCUGCCUAAUGGCCAAAGAUGAUGCUGAUCAAGAGAUGAUGGUAGAUUUUGAGGAAAUAAAUCUCAAACAUUCAUCCUUAACAGAGGAGAACAAACUACUGAGUGAAGAGAAUCUCAAGUUGACUGAAGGUCGGAAAAGUCAACUGAAUGAGAUCACUCAACUCAAGACUGAAAACGAAUCUCUCUCUGAAAAGGUGAAAUCCCUUAACAAAGAGCUAGGGAUACUUAAGUCUAAAGAGGCAGUGGAUAAGCUUCUUGAAACGACCAAACAUAAGGGUCGUGAAGGACUUGGGUUUGACCCCUCUAGUUCCAAAAGGAAAGGGAGAACAACUUUCAUCCCUCCUAAACCUACUGCUAAACCAAAUAAGCAGAAAGGAAAGGAAAAGGAGAAACCAACAGAAGUUCCCAAAAAGGAAGCCGCUAAGUACCCAGGUGUCUGGUACUUAGACAGUGGCUGCUCAAGACACAUGACGGGUGAUGCGAGCCUUUUGAGCAAUCUAAUUCCCUAUGAUGGUCCAAGAGUUACUUUUGGAGGAAGCAAUGAUUUUGGCCUUACUAAAGGGCUAGGAAAUCUGGUGUACAAGGGACUAACCAUCCAAGCUGUAUCUUAUGUUGAAGGUCUCAAUUAUAACCUUCUUAGCAUAAGUCAGUUCUGUGAUAAAGGUUACUCCUUGGAAUUCUGCAAGGACAUGGCAUCUCUCAAGAACAUAUCCACAAAUUUAGGAAGAGAAUUGAAUAGGCGAAAGAUUAAACUUGCCUAUGGAGGAGGUAGUGUUGGCCUUCAAGGAGAUGUUGCUUCAACAGUUUUUACUAAUGGUGGUCUCGUUAGAGGUUUCAUUCCUGGGUACAUAGCAACACGAGGCGUCUAUGGACCUACGUAUGGUGUAGAGCAUACAGUUUCUAGCAACUAUUACAAGUACUUCGAGAUGAAUCAUGCCGUGGAAGCUUUCAUUGUUCUUCCCGGAGGAGUUGACACUAUGGAAGGGGAAAAAAGAGCUGGUGCUAGUGCCACUGCAGAAGAAAGUUCUUCAGAUAACAUCCCACUCAUCCAUAUGACGAAGACUGCCAAAAGGAAGAAAGUGGUGUCUCCCUCCAUUGAAGCACCACAGAACCUUGCCUUGAUCUAUUUGGAAGAAGAAGAAGAAGUCUCUGACCAUGGAGAACUUCAAAAGAAGAAGAAGAGGAAGUUCAACUCUCCAUCAACAUCUGGAAAUGUCAAUCCGGAUGAGUUGAAGGAGAAGGAACCUGAUGAGGAAACCUCUGCCCAAAACCGGAGCCCUCAACAACUUGAAGAAGAAACUCCUCAAGCCCAAAGCCUUCCAGCCUCAUCUCAGCCUCAAACAGAUGAUGCUGAAAACAAAUUCUGGCAGCUCUACUAUAAUUGGAGAGCUUUGAAAGUUGGAAAUUCAGAAGAACAACUGUUGGAUUGGGAUCAACAACUGGAAAUUUCAGACUGUGAAGUAGAUGAUGAAGACACUGCAGUCUUCAAGCCAGUCCUCUCAAAAGCUACAGAAGAUCAAGUGGCUCUCACUUCUGAAGCACAUGCUACUUUGGAAGCAACAGCUGAGGAUUUCCAAACAUUUCCGGAAACCUCACCUGCCUUCGAAACGGAAACCUCACCUGCAUUUCAGGAAACUUCACAUGCUUCUGAAAUGGUUCUGACUGAAGUUGUACAAGAGAAGGCAACCUCUCCCCCACAAGGACAGAACCAGGAAACAGCAGCAGAAGAAGAAAUUCAGCAACUAAUCCAAUCUCAAGUUUUAGAGAUUCUCACAACUCCUGUGCAAAGGAACUCUGGAGAAGCUGAAAAGGAAACUCAAAUGGCAGAAGUGGAGGUCUGUCAAACUCCAGUAGCCAUUCUUGAAGAACAGAAUGCAGAAGAAGAAAGAGACUCCCUCUCUAGGGGUAUAUCAAAUUUUGCGCUUGAUGAAGCAGAAGGUGAAUCUGAAAGAACAUUGAAGGUCACUGAUGAAGAAGAUGUACAAGAAGAUGCUGAAUCUCUUCCUUUGCAACUCUUCCAAAGAACAUCAUCUCCUCAUCAGGUAACAAAUUUUCAUUUCCAUAUCUCUUCCACUCCUACCCUUCCGGAUGAGAUACCGGAAAUCUGGACAAAGAAGGUCCAAGGGCAGAUUGAGUCAGCCCUAGCAUCUCAACAUGCCUCCUUUAGGCAAGAGGUAGAGCAAAUGGAAGCCAAGUACACUCAACUGCUAGAGAAAUUAGAAGAAAAACACAGCGCAGAUCUCAAAGAAAUAGGUAAAUCAGUAGACAAGACUCUAGAGAUCAUCUCUCUAUUGAGUGACACUGUGAGCAACACUAUGGAAGUAUAUGCCUCUGAUAGUCAACUUCAAUUCAAAGAAUUCAACAAAGUCAAAGAGCAAAUAGCGAGUGUCUUAGUUGGUCUUCAAAAACAAAUGUCCCUUCUUCAAAUGGACAUCAGAUCAGCCCUAGCAGUAGCUUCAGCAAAUCAGGUAGUAAUCAAAGACUACUUGAAGGUGAUAAUUGACAAUCAGAAGGAAGCAUACAAGCUGUUCAGACUUAUUGGCGCAAAUUCUGGGAACUGCAAGAUGGAAGUGAUUCUCCAACAGCACAGCCCAUCUCUAAUACCACAGCUCCCUAUUGCAGUCAAAGAAGGAGAAGCAUCUUAUAUCCCUACUCAUCUGAACAUGACAAAUCUAAUCCUUGAAGCACAGCAAAGAAAUCCGGAAAACUCAGCCUAGCAUCUAUCCAGCUCAGGACUGGAUGGAACAGAAUUUAUAGGUACAGUUGUUGACCACUUCUCAAAUGAUGCUCAAUGAGAGGAAAGGCGUGAAAAUUUAAGGCGCAUCAAAGAACUCUGUGGAAACAUGCAGGGCAUCAGUGAGGUUGCCGGAUCUUCAAAACGCAAGAGAAAUUGAAGGUUCUUUUCAUCAAACCAGGGGGAAAGUAUGUGAAUACACUAAUUUGUUUUGA